Messenger RNA from Megalops cyprinoides (Indo-Pacific tarpon), 1236 nucleotides. It is a transcript of the gene rflna, whose product is annotated as refilin A. The record is from RefSeq and is a predicted model, not a curated record. The transcript is spliced from 4 exons. Gene Ontology annotation, biological process: negative regulation of chondrocyte development; actin filament bundle organization; negative regulation of bone mineralization involved in bone maturation. Gene Ontology annotation, molecular function: filamin binding. Lineage: Eukaryota; Metazoa; Chordata; Actinopteri; Elopiformes; Megalopidae. Gene Ontology annotation, cellular component: actin filament bundle. Bases 545 to 1204 code for a protein of 219 amino acids.
UGUCCAGGUGGAAAAAAAAAAGCUGGCAGUAACAUUAAGAGGAACCUCUCGAAGAUCCGGCAGCUCAUUUCGCAGAAGAGAGAGUCGGUGCUAGCUUGAGUCGUGAGGAGAACUCCAGUGUGCAGAGUCAGCUGCCGCUCAGAAGACUGCGUUUGCGACGAUCGAAAGUCGUGUUGCUUUACGUUGGCGUCCUUUCUUCGAAUUCUUCCACGGGAAUGGAAUAUUGUGCAACGCUCUAGAACUGCGAUUCUAUGGACGGAGAGCGUUUAGAGAAAUCCGUGUGUCGAGGUGGCUCGCCAGUCAACAUGGUCUGAAAGUAUUACUUCGGGGAAAGUGAUUUCUUUAUUUACAGACCUCUUCCCUUGUAUGGAACCUGAAGAGAACUACCUUUAACGGAAGACCUACUGGAGAUUGCCUUCGACUUCUCGGUGUCGGGAUUUGUUCGGCGCACUUGACUAUCCGCAGACACUUUGUACCGAGGGCUGAGUAACACGGAACGCCCGGAGAGAGUUUCGCCUGGUUUUUGUAUUCAGCUCUCCCAGAAAUGGUGGGGCACCUACAUUUACAAGCUAUGGAUGACAGUCUAAAAGGAAAGAACCGGGAAGGGUUGCUCGACAGUCCGGAUUCAGGGCUUCCCCCAAGCCCAAGCCCUCCCCUCUACUCGCUGUCCCCGGCUCUGCUAGAGACGCGCUCCGCUGGCUACAUCGCACCAACUGAACAUCAUGGAUACUAUAAGAAGGAGAACAGAGAAGGCAAACUGCUGCCGUACCUCCUCCUCAACUCCACGGGGGCAGACACCAAGGCCCGCAUGUACCCCGUCUUCUUCGGAGAGAGCAUCGAGGUGAACCCCAAACCAGAGCAAGAGAUCAGGUGUAAUUCGGAGGUGAAGUACGACUCAGACAGGCACUACCGGGACCAGGUGUACUGCGCGCCGGUCCCCACGGUGACCUCCUACAGCGAGACGGUGGUGGCAGUGCACAACUGCACGUGGCGGAGCUACAAGUCGGAGCUGCAGUUCGAGCCGCGCCAGAGGCCCCUGCACUUCCAGAGCACCACCAUCAUCUUCCCCAAGCGCGCCAAGAACACUUACCGCACCACGCUGCGCUACAACGCCUCGGGGGCCCGCCGCUGGUUCGUCUCCAGCGUCCAGCUCGAGUCCAGCGAGGACGUCAGCCCCUGCAUCAUUUACACAGAGGACCUUUAAACCACGCCCCCUUGCCCCACCCCCACCACCGC